AUGAUGAGGACUGUUAUGAAAAAUAGAGUUGAUUGGAUUUCAGAUUUGAGAAAGAAGUACGAGCGAGCGGAUGUAUUUAUAGGGUUUUUAAGUGGUGUGCUUAGGACUGAAUAUGUGGGCAAAUCCAAUUUGCUGUCCCGUUUUGCUAGAGAUGAGUUAUACCAUAACUCUAAAGCCACCAUUGGAGUGGAGUUUGAGACUCAGAUGGUGGAGAUCGAUGGCAAGGAGGUGAAGGCCCAAGUGUGGGACACUGCUGGGCAAGUGAGAUUCAGGGCUGUCACUUCUGCUGAUUACAGGGAGGCUGUACGGGCUCUUGUUGUGUAUGAUAUUAGCGGGAGGACUACUUUUGAGAAUGUCAAAAGAUGGCUUGAUGAACUUAACACUCAUUGUGACACAACUGUAGCAAGAAUGCUGGUCGGGAACAAGUGUGUUUUAGAGAGCAUAAGAGACAUCUGCUUUGGAUUCUACCAAUGUGUACAAGGCUUUUGA
Olea europaea var. sylvestris is the source of this 489-nucleotide messenger RNA. Its product is annotated as ras-related protein RABA5b-like. Gene Ontology annotation, molecular function: GTP binding; GTPase activity. The transcript has 2 exons. The coding region runs from base 1 to 489 and encodes 162 amino acids. Lineage: Eukaryota; Viridiplantae; Streptophyta; Magnoliopsida; Lamiales; Oleaceae. Gene Ontology annotation, cellular component: endosome. The record is from RefSeq and is a predicted model, not a curated record.